AUGCAGCUCCCGGCCGUGCCGGGCGCCCUCGCCCCCUCCCUGCUCGCCGUCCCCUUGGCCUUCAGCCUCAACGCUGUGACCCUCCUGGCAGACAGCCCACUGGUGCUGAUCCUGACGGGGUUGCUGCUGCUCGCUGCCCUCUUCUUCAUUGUCUUCUUUGUCAGUGGAGGGAACCUCUUCCAGGACCCUUUUUUCUGUGUGUUUGUGGUGUUCUCCUUCACCUCCAUUGUCGACUUGAUCAUCUCUCUGGAGGAGGAUGGCUACAUUUCUGGCUUCAUGGAGAUCUAUGUCACAGAGGGUGAGCCCUACCUGCGCACGGCUCACGGCAUCGUCAUCUGUUACUGGGACGGCGUCAUCCACUACGGGCUCUACCUCGCCAUGAUCACGGCCAUCAGCCACCGAAAGAGCUACAGGAACCUGGGUCUCUUCUGGCUGGGCUCUGUGACGAUGAGCAUCGUCGUCUUCCUGCUUGGGAACUUGAUAGGGAAACACAGCUCUGACCUCAGCCCUGCCUUCCUGCUCAACUUGCCCUACAUCCUCAUCCUCAUCUGGGCUGGGACAAGGCUCUUCCAGCAGCCCAAGGCCCUGCCAUAUCUCAGUCCGGAGAAGGUUGCAGAGGAACAACACAAGCACCUGUACCAGCGGCCCCAGGACGUGGGGCUGAUCCUGCUGCUGCUCCUCACCGCCGCCUUCACCUUCUUCAGGGGGAUGGUGGUUUUGGACUGUCCUGCUGACUCGUGCUUCGAGUACAUCUACCAGCACGAGCCGUACCUGCGCGACCCCGUCGCCUACCCCAAGGUGCAGAUGCUGAUCUACAUGUUCUACGUCCUCCCCUUCUUCUGCCUCUGCAUCUAUGGGCUGGUGCUGCCUGGCUGCUCCUGGCUGCCCGACUGGAGCCUGGUGUUUGCUGGGGCUGUGGCACAGGCUCAGUUCUCCCACGUGGGCUCCUCGCUGCACCCCCGCACACCCUUCCCUUACCAGACCCCUGAAGAUGUCUGGUGGAGUUUCCUCCUCACCAAUGUCCUGUAUGCCCUGGGCCCCCAGCUCCUGGCAUUCCGCUGCCUGCGCUGCCCUGCCUUCUUCCUGCCUGCCAGUCCUGCCAGCCUCCACCUGGGCAAGAAGCACCAGUGA
Molecule: messenger RNA, 1131 nt
Organism: Colius striatus (speckled mousebird)
Lineage: Eukaryota; Metazoa; Chordata; Aves; Coliiformes; Coliidae
Gene: TM6SF2
Product: transmembrane 6 superfamily member 2
Exons: 10
Coding region: 1-1131 (376 amino acids)
Biological process (GO): regulation of lipid metabolic process; lipid homeostasis
Cellular component (GO): endoplasmic reticulum-Golgi intermediate compartment membrane; endoplasmic reticulum membrane
Source: RefSeq, a predicted model, not a curated record